AUGUUGCUGAAGGACAGUGCCAAACAAAUGCAAGAAGAUAUAUGUGCACACAUUGCUAAGCAGCUGAUGACUCAUUCACAUCUGUCACACCUAUCUGAAACACUCAGAACAGCUAUUUUAGAGAAAUUAUUAAAGAAGGCCAAGUGCAUGUUUCACUGGGUUCAGUAUCAACUAGAUGUGAUAUUGAAGUGCAGAAGACCUGAUAGUGUUCAGAAAGCCCUUGAUGACCUUCCAGAAGGACUAUAUGAAGCAUAUGAUAGAAUUAUUCACUCCAUUGAGGAGAGGGGACACAAUGAUGGCCAAAUUUCCAAGAGCUGCUUGCUUUGGCUCGCCAGCACACUCUCCCCUUUGACACUCGAUCAACUCAAUGAAGCAAUAAUGAUCAAGGCUGGACAGUCAAGUCUCAAUAUGGACCUUGGUGUGAUGGACCCUAUGGAUAUUGUGGUUGUGUGCAGCAGCCUUGUGACCUAUGAUGAGGCAACUGGCAUCAUUUCUCCAUCUCAUUACAGUGUAAAAGAAUAUCUGAUCAGCCAACACCCAAAUAAUAUCCUGAAAUUGAUCUCAGAUGUGCAUGUGCAUAUUUGUGAACUUUUGACAUGUAUAUGUUAUGUGACUCCAUGUUGUGACGCAGGCUCUGCCUCUGCUGCCAGUGGUGAAGCAAGCCAUCCAUUGCUGAGUUAUACAGUUAAAGCAUUGAUGCACCUUUGUCAUGUUUUGGAGAAGGAACCUCAUGUUAUAGCUGCCCUGCAGCAGCUACACAUGGCAUUGCUUCACAACACAGAUAAACAUCCCCUACUUGAAAGUCUAGUUCAACCAUUAACAGAUGGCGUGCAGCUGAGUGUUGCUUCCCUUUCACUUCUAUUUGUCCCUCUUCAGUUCAGAAAGCCAUGGAUGGUGGAAACUCUCAUCAAGGAGCAACCUGAUCUCCUGGGAGUAGAUGUUGCCUGUGGUUUAGGCCCUCCCUUGCUUUUUGCCAUAGCCUCAAACCCCAUCUUUCUCAAUGUUCUCCUGGAACUUGGUGUCAACCUCAACAAAUCUUCUUCAAUCCGAACCAAUUUGUACCAUCAGUGGGAUCUUCCCUCAGGUUCCUUUGCCCCAAUUUCAUGGGCAGCUGCAAUCAGAAGCCAAGUAGCUGUGGAGUUCUUGCUGUCACAAACAGAGGUCAAGCUACCUGUUGACAUUCCGUAUAUGGCCAUUGAGUCCAGGCAGCAGUCCUCAAAAAUCAUUCAUAAAUUGUGUCAAUGCAGUGCAGAUAUCAAUUUCACUGUUGAUGGCUCCACCCCUCUUCAUGCUUUACUUUCCAGCCUAAGAUUGAGGCUCAGAGCUGAUCAGCAUCAAUGGUUACUAGUCAUAAAAGUGCUCGUUGGUGAUCUUUCUGUGGAUGACUGGACCACCAGAACUGCACUCCAUAUUGCUCUUGAUAAUCAUCUGAGUGAUAUUGUCAUAUACCUCCUUGAGCAAAAUGCAUGGCUGACAGCAACAGUGACCCUCCAUCCAAACAUUUGGAGCUGGACUAAGAGCAAACAGUGGUUUGCCAAGGUUCAAGCAGUGACUCUCACUGCUGCCCAACCACACACCAGGAUUAUGGGGAAGAUUGUUGAUGCCACAUGGCAAUUGCAACUCAUCAAAUUUCCAAGCACAGUCACUACCAAUCAUGGAGACCCCAAUCCUAUUUGUGCUGUUGUUGUUUCUGUCAUUGACAGGAAGCUAUACAGUUUGUUCAGGCAGAUUGUCAGCUUGGAGGCUGACCUUUCACAUGGUAAAUUGUUGCUUUGA
Messenger RNA from Suillus subaureus, 1776 nucleotides. RefSeq lists its product as uncharacterized. The transcript is spliced from 4 exons. The coding region runs from base 1 to 1776 and encodes 591 amino acids. The record is from RefSeq and is a predicted model, not a curated record. NCBI's taxonomy places the organism in Eukaryota, Fungi, Basidiomycota, Agaricomycetes, Boletales, Suillaceae.